CACAGUACGGUAGUACUAUGUAAUUCAAGAAAAAAUAAAAAAAAAUAUUUCUCUGUUCUCAGACUAUUAAUUUUUAAAGAUAAUUUAUACUUUUAGUUACCAUACAUGUUUUACUUUAAUUCAUAAGUAAGAUUCUCAGAUAAAUAGGGAAAAUAUAGGUGUCACAAUUAUUGAAAAGUGCGUGUAAUUUAUUGACUGACCACUGAUUAUGACCGAAAAAGAAAUACAAGAUCCACAGUUACAGAAUUUCAUCCUCGCUGAAACUCAAAAACAACGUUUUCAAGUUUUAGUCCACGGCCUGACAGACACAUGCUGGGAUGCAUGUAUGGAACGUCCAUCAAACCGUCUCGACUCCAAGACUGAAGUGUGCAUCAUGAACUGUGUUGAAAGGUUUAUUGAUGCUACGACAUUUAUAACUAGGCGUCUCAUGAACACUACUAAAUACCGCUCAGACGCUCCUCUCCUAUUCCAAUAAAUUAAGUAUAAAUUUUAUUAAGAAACAUGUUGGGCGGCAUUAGAGACUUUUUUUACCGUCACAAGAGGAAGUUCAUUGUGACGGGGGCAGUCUUUGGUGGAUUGUAUUUGUUGACAAGCUAUGCUCAAAGGAAAUUACGAGAAUGGCAAGAAAGAGAAGCAAAAAGGUUUUUUGAAAUGACUCGUAAAAAGCAACACUUUGAAAGCACAGAACGCACAUGCAACCAAACUAUUUUGUCACUAUCAAAAAUUGUAACUGAAAGCAUUUUAGGAGUACUUAACACAGAAGAAAUAGUUUUGAAGCUUCAAGAGAAUCCAAACAACAAAUUAGUAUUAUGGGAACAGUUGAAAAUUAUGAUUUUCACCAGAAUGUGUGUCCUUGUGUAUGCACUCAGUAUAUUACAGGUGACACUACGAGUGCAACUCAAUAUUAUUGGUGGUUACCUGUACCGAGACUCAGUUCAUGAAGAUAAUCCAUUGGUUGACAGUGAGCUGCAGGCCAAGUACCUGUCCUUGUGCCACCACUUUGUUGGCCGAGGAGUAGAAGAUUUAAUAAAACAAAUAGAGAGUGUUGUGAAAAAGGUUUUAGAACCUGUGUCACUCAAGAAAAAGAUGACAUUGCAGGAGGUGGAGCAAAUAUUUUGGUCUAUACAAAAUAGUCUAUGCACAGACUCCGCAGAUGGUGACCCUGUGAAGAAAAUGGUACACUAUCUAGUGGGGCAUGCUGAAAUAAAUGGAGCAAAGCUAGACACCAUUGUUAAAGAAACAAUGGAUAUACUAGAGAGUGAUGAGGUCACUUCUAUUGCUAUGUCAUCUAUAAGUCGGAGCUUCUCAUCAGUCACUGAUGAGGUAGCAAACUUAUUUGUUUCUAAGUCAGCACCAGUAAGUAAGAACCAUUUGGAAUUAAAUGUUGAACAUGUAAUCACUAAUGGUGCCCUGAAACUAGGGGCAUCCCCUGACACAUUUGUUGAUGUAAAUAAGGUAGAGAUACACUUUGUAAAACUGUUGCCAGUUAUAAAUGAACUCAUCACUAAGAACUUGUGUAAAGGUAACACUAACAUUCCAGACUUACUGACACAACAACUCACUCUAAAUGAUAAAUUAAAACUUCUUGGUGCAAACAUAUAUGAAGUAUUUAGUAGUGCAUAGGUUCUGUACAAUAUGUAUGACAUUUAAAUAUAAAUGAACAAUAUCUUUUUCUGUAAAUAAAUUGGUAAAUAAUGACUUACCAGCAAUUAUUGAAAUCUAAUUUUUAUUACACUACAGAAAUAGAUGUCACAAACAUUAAUGUCAAGUUCUGGUAUUGUGGUAGUUAAGUUUUUUUUUGUAUUCUUGCAUUUUGGGGGAUUGUAAUAAAGAUAUAUUAAUUAUUA
This is a messenger RNA of Trichoplusia ni (cabbage looper), 1847 nucleotides long. RefSeq names its product peroxisomal biogenesis factor 3 (gene Pex3). Gene Ontology annotation, molecular function: protein-macromolecule adaptor activity. Lineage: Eukaryota; Metazoa; Arthropoda; Insecta; Lepidoptera; Noctuidae. The record is from RefSeq and is a predicted model, not a curated record. Gene Ontology annotation, biological process: protein import into peroxisome membrane. The transcript is spliced from 2 exons. Gene Ontology annotation, cellular component: peroxisomal membrane. The coding region runs from base 502 to 1623 and encodes 373 amino acids.